AUGGGCUAUGAAGAGACCUGGGGGCUGCAGCUUUCGUGGACACCACAGAAAAGGACAGUUUCUCCUUAUUCUGCGGAAGAGAAACAUGUUAUUUCACUUCUGGGGCAAGUAAUCAUUAUCUGCCCCAAGCACUCUGCUAGGGAUUGUGGCCGACAGAGAGGAACUGUCUGGAGGCAGCCAGAAGCUCAGCUGGCAAGAGUGAAGGUAAGCAAGCAGCUGCCCCCAAAGACCUAUAAACUCUUUGCCUCCCUCUUCUGGAUUGAUGCCCAGGACUUUCAUAUCAGCGUCAUAGACAAGAAACAGGGAAAACGCUGCUGCGCUCUUGGGUCAGGAGAGAACCAACUCAGCCCCUCAGCUGCAGAGGAUCACAGCACUGUAAGCUACAAGCAGACACUGGAGCAUCUCCAGUGCCUGAGGCACCAGCGGCAUCCAGUGAGAGAUGAUGCUGGAUCCACCCUGAGGAUCCUAGCAGGGGAUACUGGUGCCAAGCACCAGGGAAGACUCCAGUUCUGUGGGGUCUUUUCAGCUUUUCUGUGCAGUGCAGACUUUCUGCCCGGUGCAGACACGGGUAUGAGACGGGUGACAGAGCCGAGGCAGGCACCCCGUCCCGCUGCCUCGCAGCCAUCUCGGCAACGCUUUCCUCUUCUGUGCAGCGACUUCAGCAGGGCUGACGAAGCUGACGCCCGUGAAAUCGGCGUGUUUUGCUAUAAACGGCCUCCGUCGGAGGGGUGGGUGGGCUGGGCGUCUGCGGGUCUGCACCGCUCACUCCCGGCGGCUCCGAUUCCCACCCCGGGCCCCCUCUCCCAGAGCCGCUUCGGCUCCGCCGCCGCCGCCGCAGCCACCUCCCCUCCCCGGGCGCUCGGUGGUGCCGCCGCUACCCCGUGCUCCCGCGGGCCCCCCUCGGGAAGCGGCAGUCCCGCAGGGCCGGGCCGGGCCGGGCCGGGGGGCCGGCGGGGCGGCAGCGGCAGCGGCAGCGACGAGGGGCAGCCGGGCUCGCCGCCGCCGCCGUUCGCGCUGCCGCCGGGCUUGCGGGAGGAGCUGCGGCAGAGGCGGCGCGACCUGCGGCGCCUGGCGGCUUCGGGCGGCGGGGAGGCGGCGGCGGCGGCGGCGGGCGGGCUGGGCUGCGGCGACCUGAGCCUGGCGACGGGCGUCAGCGUGCUGGGCUGGGGCUUCACCAAGGUGGUGGCGCGGGCGGCGCUGGCGGGCGGCGGCGCCGUCGCCCUCAAGUCGGUGCACGGGGCGGGCCGGGAGGUGCGGCAGUGCGUGCUGCGGUACGGGGCGCCGGCGGGCUGCCGCCGCCUGGCCGCCUACAAGCUGCUGAAGGAGGUGACGCUGCUGCAGCGCCUGCGGCAUCCCGGCAUCGUCCAGCUGCACGGUCAAUGCUAUGAUAAUAGCGGAGAUCCUGAAAUACGGGUCACGGCUAUGCUGGAGCUGGGAUCCCCCCUGGAGAUGAUUGAGCUUCUGCAGACCCCCUGGGAGGAGAGAUUUAAAAUUUGCCUGAGUCUUGUGAAACUGCUGUUUUACUUGGCACAUUCCCCUCUGGGUUCAAUAGUCCUCUUGGAUUUCCAGCCGAGGCAGUUUGUUAUGGUGGAUGGAAACCUAAAAGUGACAGACAUGGAUGAUGCCAGCACUGAGGAACUGUCAUGCAAGGAAGAUAAAGACUGCACACUCGACUUCCCUACAAAAAGCUUCCCUCUCAAAUGCUCUGCGGUUGGGAAAUGUGAAGGAAUAAAUGAAAAGAAGAAUCUUUUCAAUGCAUAUCGGUAUUUUUUCACCUAUCUUUUGCCACACUCUGCACCACCAGCUUUGCGGCCCUUUUUGGGCGAUAUUCUGAAUGCAACAGGUGAUUUACGAUAUGGAAUAAAUGAAACCCUGAAAGCUUUUGAAAAGGUUUUACAUCUGUACAAGUCUGGGCUCUAUCUGCAGAAAAGACCUCUUCUCUUAAAAGACUACAUCUCCCUAAAGGGCUUCCGAAUGGUGGAAGGCGAAGACUACAAGUGCUGGCCCUCCUACAGCCACUUGGGAUGCCUGCUCUCUGUUCACGGCGCCGAGGAAGCCGCCGCAAUUUGUAACUCCCAAUCGCAGUGUCAAAGUUUUAUCGUCACCCAGCAGAGGACGUGGACAGGACGCCCACUCGCCUCGUUUCAGAGUAGCCUGACUGAUUUAAUACCAGAUGCUAACGCUGUAGUCUAUAUUAAACGAUCGACUUCCUCAGGGGAAAGACUUUAAAGACAAUGAGAUCACAUAAAAUGAUCCUGGGAGGAACAAACCACUGGGGAGAAUUUCAUCUGCUGAAAAGAAUGGCAUACUUUAUUUUGCUUUGGGAUGGGAUCUUCCUGCCAGCUCAGAUAGAGUCAAAUGCUGCUGUCUCCUUGAUCAAAGCUCAGAUUUCUUACUGCAACCCCGCUAGCUUCUUUAUCUGUUCCCACACUGCUGUUCCGCAUAAACGCUCCCAGUUUUAGUCAAAUGGUGCUAGACUGUGCAAUACCUAGCCUUGCUGCUUUGGUAAACUGCUUGUCAGCCAAGAAAUAGAAAUAGCUGCAAGGGAUCCGGCUUGGGUAGGCUUAGUUCAGUCACCUCCAAAAACCUAUGGAUAACACACCUUGGAGAAGGCAAUGGCUCCUUCUGCAGCUGCUGACCGGGAUUUCAUACCACUGCAAAUGUAAAGGACUGGAUUUCAGCUAUGGGGCCAAAGUUGCAGGAUUGGGAUCCAUAACCAGAGGUUGCUGAUGGGGGUGGUCUUCCAAGGAGGGUCCUGAUUCAGUUCCUUCAAGGGCAGGGGAGGGAGGUGGUGUAUAGGUCAACUCUGGAACCAAAUGUCUGCAUGUUUGGAUGCAGGAUUUGGCUUUGACCCUAUGUGAUUUGUAAUGUCAGCUCCCAUGUAUCAACCUUGAAGGUUUUUCUCUGUUACUUUCCGUGAAAGAGCGAGACAUUCAAAUUAUUUAUGUGUAAGGCAUGACUCUGUAUGAUAAAGAAUGACUAUGUUUAUUCUAA
This is a messenger RNA of Harpia harpyja (harpy eagle), 2994 nucleotides long. RefSeq names its product extracellular tyrosine-protein kinase PKDCC-like. Gene Ontology annotation, biological process: protein phosphorylation. The transcript has 15 exons. The record is from RefSeq and is a predicted model, not a curated record. Gene Ontology annotation, molecular function: ATP binding; non-membrane spanning protein tyrosine kinase activity. NCBI's taxonomy places the organism in Eukaryota, Metazoa, Chordata, Aves, Accipitriformes, Accipitridae. The coding region runs from base 1 to 2229 and encodes 742 amino acids.